Molecule: messenger RNA, 1613 nt
Organism: Halteromyces radiatus
Lineage: Eukaryota; Fungi; Mucoromycota; Mucoromycetes; Mucorales; Cunninghamellaceae
Exons: 4
Coding region: 145-1365 (406 amino acids)
Biological process (GO): D-xylose metabolic process
Cellular component (GO): cytoplasm
Molecular function (GO): UDP-glucuronate decarboxylase activity; NAD+ binding
Source: RefSeq, a predicted model, not a curated record
UUUUUUUUUUUUCUUCCAUUUUUUUUUUUUUUAGUUUUUUUUGUUUUCCUUUUUUAUUAUUUUUUAUUCCCCCCCCCCUACUCUUUACUUUCUUUCAAGUUCUAUUAAUCUAAAAGUUAGUUAUUAUACUAACAUUGAACAACAAUGGAUCAUUCAAAAUACAACGACAAUAAUGAUAAUAAUAAUAAUGAACAACCGAAUACCUUUGCUUCUAUACCCGAACGAGAUUAUGUGAAUACAGUAGGUCAUGCAUCUGUAGGAUCAGAUGUUGACUUGGCGUGGUUACGACAACUUUACUUGCCCAAGGUAUCACCAGAGAAAACGAUAUUAGAAGAUGGAACAGUACAAUAUCAUAUGCAACGAAGUUAUCCAGCCAUUCGUCAACUCAGUCCAGCCAAGCGUGAACGAAUCCUUGUCACUGGAGGUGCUGGUUUUGUGGGUUCUCAUUUGGUGGAUCGUCUCAUGUGGAUGGGUCAUGAAGUUAUUGUACUGGAUAACUUUUUCACUGGCUCUAAACGUAAUGUACAACAUUGGAUUGGUCACCCUCAUUUUGAAUUGGUUAGUCAUGAUGUAGUUGAUCCUUUUAUGAUUGAAGUAUCUCAGAUAUAUCAUUUGGCCUGUCCUGCAUCUCCUCCUCAUUACCAGUACAACCCUACCAAAACAGUCAAAACCAGUGUUAUGGGAACUAUCAAUAUGUUGGGUUUAGCAAAACGAACAAAGGCAAGAUUCUUAUUGACUUCCACUUCUGAAAUCUAUGGUGAUCCUGAAGAGCAUCCACAAAAAGAAACCUAUUGGGGACAUGUCAAUCCUAUUGGACCACGCGCUUGUUAUGAUGAAGGGAAACGAAUUGCCGAAACAUUGACGUAUUCUUAUAUGCGACAAAAUGAUGUGGAUGUUAGAGUAGCUCGAAUAUUCAAUACUUUAGGACCACGGAUGUCACCUGCAGAUGGACGAGUGGUCAGCAAUUUUAUCAUGCAGGCUAUUAAAGGGGAACCUUUGACACUCUAUGGGGAUGGGGACCAAACACGAUCAUUUCAGUAUGUACAUGAUCUUGUGGAUGGUUUGAUUUUAUUGAUGAACAAGAAUUUUAUGGAACCUGUUAAUCUGGGAAAUACAGAAGAAUAUACCAUCAAGGACUUUGCAUAUAUGAUUCGAGAUCAAGUAUUGACAUCACCUGUGCCAACACCUGUGAAUGAAGUUGAAAUCAAGAUUUUACCAGCUGCCAUGGAUGAUCCAAAAAAACGAAAGCCAGAUAUUUCACGUGCUAAAAAGUAUUUGGGAUGGGAACCAAGAUUUGCUGUCAAACAAGGAUUACAAGAAACUGUGGAUUGGUUCAAGUUACAAGUGGCUGAAGGUGCUAUUUGAUCGAUUGAUGUUUUCCCCUUUCGUUUAGAAUUCUGCUUUACAUAUCAUUCAUGUUUUCUUUUUUAUCUCUAUCUUCAAUCCCCUCAAUUAUGUUAUAGGCAUUAUUGUCAAAUUCCUCUUUUAUUAAUAUAUCUUUUUGAAUCAAUUGAAUAAAACUGUUCUAUUCCUCUAUUCUAUUGGACCGGAUUUCCGGGGCACCGUUUUUUAGAUUUCGGACUGUAAAAACGACAAUCUGAUAAGGACGAGAG